Macrobrachium nipponense is the source of this 3677-nucleotide messenger RNA. Its product is annotated as TSC22 domain family protein 1-like. Gene Ontology annotation, cellular component: cytosol; nucleus. The transcript is spliced from 5 exons. Bases 1 to 1167 code for a protein of 388 amino acids. Lineage: Eukaryota; Metazoa; Arthropoda; Malacostraca; Decapoda; Palaemonidae. Gene Ontology annotation, biological process: negative regulation of apoptotic process; regulation of transcription by RNA polymerase II; positive regulation of cell population proliferation. The record is from RefSeq and is a predicted model, not a curated record.
AUGCCUUCACAGCCAAUGCCUGGAUCGCAGUCUAUUCAACAAGCGGCGACAACACAGCAGAUCCCUUCUGGUCAGCAACUCCCCGUGACCCAACAGCAUACAUCCACUGUUGGUCAGGCGACCUUGAUCAACCAGAGCACUAUUGGAUCUUCACAAGUGCCUGUUGCCACACCAGCAACUAGUGUACAGACGACUUCUGUAGUUCCACAGGCCAGUCAUGGAUCUUUGCCAAGCACUGGUGGUGCUCCAACACCAGCUACCACACCUGCUCAACCCCAGGCUCACCUUAAUAUGGGUGGAACGCCAUCGGACUCACAGCAGCCGUCUCAAGCACAGCCGGCAACCCAGCAACAGCCGCCAACUAACCUCGAGGGUAUCCCUGUGGGACAGCCCAUGGAGGAUGCCAAUGCUACUCCUCCAGCGCCAUCUGGAAGUCAGCCAGAGGACACUGAAAGGAGUUGUAUCAGCCAUUGUGUAACUGGCUGGUCACUAUUCAAGGCUAGUUUCCGAGGGUUGGCCUAUGCCCUGUCCUGCGGGGUGUUCACCAACCCCGGCUACUCUGAAGAAGCCGGGUCCUCGUCGUCGACCUCCUCUUCUCCUCGUCCUUCGGGGAGCACGGCAAUUCGUACGUCCAAUUCGUCCUCGUCCUCCAUGGGCGUGGUGAUGACGGAGGCGACGCUGAUGCCUUCGUCAGCGCGCUCGGCUUCUUCCUCGAAAGGCCACACGCCCCCGCCCCUGCCGGCGGUCGUGGUUUCUGCCAUGGCUCUGCCGCCGGCGUCGCCCUUGCAACUCCAGCCGCCGGCCUCCCUCACGACGUCGCCCAUGGACACCGGCGUGGCUGUCGUGGCCGCGGCGGCUACGCCGCCUCCUCCUCCCGUCAUGAUGACUUCCUCUUCGUCUUCGUCCAUCGACAAAGAUGCGGCCUCCCUCAGUGCAUCCACCGCCAGUACGGUUGCCAUUGACAACAAGAUCGAGCAAGCCAUGGAUUUGGUAAAGUCUCACCUGAUGUUUGCAGUGCGGGAGGAGGUGGAAGUCCUCAAGGAGAAGAUCUCCGAGCUGAUGGAGCGCAUCAACCAGUUGGAGUACGAGAACACAGUCCUGCGUCAGUAUGCGACGCAGGAAGCCCUACAGCAGCUCCAGCAACCCCAUCACAGCUCAAACACCUGAAUGACGUAGAUGACAACCAAACAACAUUCAAAAAGCAUAUUCAAAAAAUGUAUUCAGACAUACAACAGUAACAGCAGUUUUUUCCCCGAGAGACUUGCUGUCGACAAGCGAGCAGCAGCAGCCGCAUCCCCUCUUCUGUGGGAGGCAGCUGCAGCUAUUGCGUCAUACUCUUAAAUAUUUAGGGAAAAAGGCCGCUAUCGGUGGAAUGGUUGUCGGAUUUGCCCUGGCGGGAUCUCGUACUCCUUCCACGUGCAAACGUUUUCAUUAAUAUUAUUAAUUCCCCCAUCAUCUUCCACCCCCUCACCCAUAGUCAUUACCAAUUGCCAUUAUGUAUUGUAUGGAACGCAUUCAUUUUUUAAUCGUCACCGAGACGACCCUAUGAGGUUUACUUUACGUUUUUCUUAUUUUUUUAAGUAGAUCUGUUAGUGUAACAAAGACGUGUACAGAUAUAUUCAUUCGUUGGCCUUCAAAUGGUAACCAAUUUUGUGGGAAAUAUGUAAUCAGUUUCUUUAUGAGAAGUGAUACUUUUGUUAUUUAAGUUCGUGUGCGCUGCUGGCGAGUGUAGACGAGUGGCGAGGCAGUGCCGGGCUGGAAGAUGAAAGGAGACGAGUGAAUCCUUCUCCUCGAUAAAAACCCUUUUUCUCUGGGGUCCAGAAUUCAUGACAAGCUUCGAUUGAGCCUUGCGACUCGCCAUCUCGUCUACGCUCGCUGUCACUUCAAUUUCACACAAGUACUCAAGCACAUUAUAUGUAGUAUUUUCCGCUUAUGUUCUGCAAUAAGCCAACUUCAUAAAUGAGAAAUUGUCCGUAUAAAAGAUUGCCAUGUAUAGUUUAUGUAUGUGUUGAAGAAAGGCCAGAACUCUCAGGUAGAUAGGUAGCCUAAGUUAGUUGGGUAAGAUGGAAAGUAUACAGAUAUUUAAAGUAAAGGAUAAUGUCACGGGCCACCAACUUAACAGGGUCUCGAUGCUGGCAUGGGACCGAGUAGCAGCUAAGGUUAAUGAUGAAUCUUGUAGAUAGGCAGAUUGUGGUUUAUUUACUUUGAUUCACUGAGAAUACAAGGGCUGUAAAUAAUGGUCUCUUUAUUCAGUCAGUAAAGGUGAUUGAUGGUCAUUUUGAGAUACGAUUGUGAAGUUCAGCAAUAAGAAGUGAAGGUUGAUGGCUGUAUUUCUUUUGUGUGUGCUAGCCAAAUGAAGUCCCAGCAAUGAAGUAUGGGCCGGUAGUACACGGUGCUGAUGACGCAAAAUUCUGUUGUUAUUCAAGUCGCUUUCAUCCGAAUAGUUUUAAGUUUCUGGAAGGAAAGUUGAAAGGCUGCUUAAAGAAUGUAGGAGAGACGACUUAGGUCUGCACGCCCAUCACCUUGCUCCCCCCACCCCAUCCCUUCUAUUCCCCCGAAUGUGCCUGUGAAAUCCUGGCCUGGUAGGAGGUUUAAAAAGUCACGCUUUUAAUAUUAAUGUUGUUUGUUACUACUACACAGGAAAAGGGCAUGUGAUAACAUAGUAUACUAAGCCCUGCCCCCUCUAGUGAAAGCAGCUUGUGGGAACAUAACUUAUGGUAGGGUUUUUUUUUCCUCAUAUUGGGGAGAAGUGAAAGUUUUAAUUUUUUCAUGCUGCUGUUAGGUAUUGCUUAUUUUGUAAGAAACCUUAAAGAAUGCUUCAGUCUGUAUCGGGAAAGAAAGGCAGAUUGUAUGUGUGGUCGUUGUCCGGGAGUCGGGUUGGUUGUUUAUCAUCAUUUCAUUCGAGACUAGUAGUGUGACUUAGUUCUCAUUAUAUAGUUCACCUGCUUCGGGGCCUUUGUACCCAAAGAUACUAGUCUGUCAACGAUAUCAAAGAUUGUAAAUUUUUUUUUCUCCCUCUCUCUCUCGCCUGUCUGUCUGUCUGUAAGUUAGUUUGCGCGCGAGAGUGAGAUAAGAGUCAUUUCAUCUAGAUUCUCUGCUGUGCCAUCUUUUUUGUUUUCUCUCUCUCUAGGUGUGAUUUUUUUUAUAAAGGGAUUUAUUUAGUUACUUCUUCACGAGCACUAAAAAUGGAAAAUUACCUAUAGCUUACCCAAUUGUAAACCUUUACGUUAGCAAAAAGUAUGCCAUUAUUGAUUGAUUAUAAACUGUUAGGUUUUAAAUAAUAUUUUGUCAAAUUAUAUCCAGUUAAGUAUAUAUUUUUGAUGGAUGAAUCAUCCUUGAAUAUAUUUUUUCAUAUGUCCUGUAUAUUUGUGAUCUACCGCUACGACUUUCCCCCAGAUUAUUUGUCACAUACUGAAGUUCCUGAAGUUAUAGAUAUUUUUUUGUUUGUCUUCUCAUUAGAUGAAAAACGCUUGUUCAAGAGUCCUGUCGACGAAUGAUUUUGACGUGUAAUAGUGAACUAAGUGUACAUAUAUAUAUUAUACAUGAAAAGCGGUUUAUCUUGUCCAUUAUUCAGUAAGGGCAAUCUUGAAUUUCUCGGAUUCGGUGAUAAAUGUGCUACCGGAUCUACCUGUCAAUUACACACUAUUUGUAUAGGAGAAUAAACCUAUUCAUAUUUA